Messenger RNA from Penicillium nucicola, 1176 nucleotides. RefSeq lists its product as uncharacterized. NCBI's taxonomy places the organism in Eukaryota, Fungi, Ascomycota, Eurotiomycetes, Eurotiales, Aspergillaceae. Bases 1 to 1176 code for a protein of 391 amino acids. The record is from RefSeq and is a predicted model, not a curated record. Gene Ontology annotation, cellular component: periplasmic space. Gene Ontology annotation, molecular function: lyase activity. The transcript has 2 exons.
AUGCGUCCUAUUUUUUUGACACUUUCUCUAUCCACUGCUGUGGCUGCGGCCUUUGUUCACCCAGGUGCGCUGCAUACUACCGAGGAUUUCGAGCGUAUUCGGAGCCAUGUCGUUAAGGGGGAUGAGCCUUGGAAUACAACAUGGACCCUUUUGACUUCUAGCUCCUAUGCACAAUCAUCCUACCUCCCAACACCAAAAGAGACUGUCUACCGCGGGUACAAUGGUGUCGACUCUGAGAAUUAUCCGUCUCUCUAUCGGGAUACCGCAGCCGCAUACCAACUUGCGAUUCGCUGGCUAGUAUCCAAUGAUGCGAGCUAUGCAGAUGCUGCAGUGAACAUUCUCAGCUCAUGGGCCGCAUCACUAACAGAUAUUGAAGGUACCAGUGAUAAGUUUUUGGCUUCGGGGCUAUACGGAUAUCAAAUGGCCAAUGCAGCUGAGCUGAUGCGUGAUUAUUCCGGCUGGUCGAGCGACAACAAAACCCUGACAGGGACCAUGUUGACCAAUGUAUUUGCCUCGAUGAAUACUCGGUUCUUGGAAGAGCACAAUGGGCAGGAUUAUUAUCACUACUAUGCCAACUGGGACCUGUGCAACUUGGCAUCCCUGGUCGCCAUUGGGAUCUUCACUGAUAAUCAAACAAUGUUCGACUAUGCUGUAGAUUAUGUGCGCACCGGGCCUUCCAAUGGUGCUCUACCUGUGUUUUCUAUCGCCAAUUACACCGAGGCGGACACCGGCAAAGCUCUGGUUCAGGGUCAGGAAGCUGGUCGGGACCAGGGUCAUGCUACACUGGAUAUGGUUCUUCUGGGUGUGGUCGCCCAACAGACGUAUAACCAGGGCAUCGAUCUUUUUGCUGAAUAUGAGAACGAGAUUCUGAAUUCUGCCGAAUAUACCGCCAAAUACAAUGUCGGGUCCGAUGUUCCCUACACACUGUACCAGAGCUACCAGGGAAAUCAGACUGUUAUCUCGAACAAUUCGCGUGGAGACAUUCGCCCUGGAUUUGAGCUCCUCUCGGCUCAUUAUGGACAGUUGAAAGGACUCAACUCUUCGUGGAUUGAUGCCUAUCGCGAUAUGGUGAAUGCAAAUUCUACGAGUGGUGUUGAGGGUGGUGGUGGAAACUAUGGCCCAAACUCGGGGGGUUUCGAUGGCCUUGGCUUCGGAUCUCUUCUUUAUCGACUUUAA